GGAAGUUAGGGGCCCCUGAAGCUAAGGUGCUGCCUGCUAGGUUCUGAGGAGGCAGGACACAGCGGUUUUGGGGUAGAGAGCCCCUCAGGAAGUGUUGGUCAGACCCAAGACCCCAGGCAGCCCUCCAGCGCUCCAGCUGGGACUUUGCCUCUGCCUUGGCCUGUCUGAGCCCCACCCCGAAUUUCAGCCCUUCUUCCCUAAGCUCACCCAGCCCCAGUCCCAGGACUGAGAGCCCCAGGGAUCUUGGAGAGGUGAGCAUCUCCGGGAGGGCCUGGAGGCUGGGAGGUGCAAGGAGGGGCUAGGAGGACAGGGAGAAAUUCCUCAAGCAGGAGAAAGCGUAAGAUAGGGUUGAACACUGCGGGAUAGGUGGGGAAAUUGCCUGGAAUGGACAGCUGGCCAAUUAGAUCAGACCCCCACCUGUGACUUUUGCCUGAGAGCCAAGGGGGGCCCAGUGGUUGGGGCCACAAUCUCAUGCACCUGGGCCCUCCUUAAAGGCUGGUUCUUCAGGUGUGAGAGAGACAGGUGUGCAGCCUCAGCCCUGCUCCUUCACCUGCAGAGCCCACCAUGUGGGGCUACCUGUCGCUGAUGCCUGUCUUUCUAGCUGUCUGGGCUAUCUCUGGCGUCUGGAUCGUUUUUGCCAUUGCAGUGACCAACAGGACUGUGGACCUCAGCAAAGGCUUUCCCUACAUCAGCAUCUGCGGAUCCUUCCCCCCUCAGAGCUGCAUCUUCAGCCAGGUGCUCAAUAUGGGAGCUGCUCUGGCCGCGUGGAUCUGCAUUGUCCGUUACCACCAGCUCCGGGACUGGGGCGUCGGAAGGUGGCCUAACCAGCUGAUCCUAUGGACGGGUCUUCUCUGUGCCCUGGGCACCUCCGUGGUAGGCAAUUUCCAGGAAAAGAACCAGCGGCCCACGCACUUGGCAGGGGCCUUCCUUGCCUUCGUCUUGGGUAAUGUCUACUUCUGGCUGCAGCUCCUCCUGUGGAGGCUGAAGAGCCUGCCCCAGCCCGGGGCUGCCUGGAUCGGGCCACUCCGCCUGGGCCUCUGCAGCGUCUGCACCAUCCUCAUUGUGGCCAUGAUCGUCCUCCACGCCUGCUCACUGCGUAGUGUCUCUGCGGCCUGCGAGUGGGUCGUGGCCAUGCUGCUGUUUGCGCUCUUCGGUCUCUUUGCCAUUGACUUCUCCGCCCUGGAGAGCUGCACCCUGUGUGUUCAGCCGUGGCCCAGCCUCAGCCCCCCGCCGGCCUCCCCCAUCUCCCUGCCGGUCCAGCUGUAGCAGGCACCCUGACCAGGGCCUCGCCCUCACCAGUGAAGCAGGAAAGAUGGGGCUGAUCCCAGUGCCCCGCAUCCAGCAAGACGAGCCACUGCGGAUCUCUCCAACCAGCUGGGGCUGCCGCUGACUGACCUGGAGCCGGAGGACCUGUGUGCCGGCGCGGAGGGCCUCUGAACAGCUGGUGGCAGCCAGCAUCCCCGUCCCCGCCUUCGGGCCCUGCCCCUGCAACUGGGCACCCAGGAAGCGAGAGGCCAAGGCUAGCCAGCUGUCCCUGAUCAAGGCUAUUUAUUAUUAUUAUUAUCUUUUUUUUUUUUUUUUUUUUUUUUUUGCCGCCGGCGG
This is a messenger RNA of Symphalangus syndactylus (siamang), 1602 nucleotides long. It is a transcript of the gene TMEM150B, whose product is annotated as transmembrane protein 150B. The record is from RefSeq and is a predicted model, not a curated record. NCBI's taxonomy places the organism in Eukaryota, Metazoa, Chordata, Mammalia, Primates, Hylobatidae. Gene Ontology annotation, cellular component: plasma membrane.